UGACAUCAGAGGUGGGCUGGGGCAUACCAAAAGAAACAGGGAGAAAAGGAGGUGGAAAAACAGCCUCCCUCCUCCAAACCCUCCUCUCUCCCUCCCUUCCCUCUCCAGCCAAUCAUUUGUGAAAACCUUGAGGAACCAGAGCUCAGUAAGUAGAAGUAACCGGUAGUUUAGUCAUGAACAGAGAGCUCCAGCUCUAAACCCUAACGCCAGCCUCACUGAGCCCACAGGGAGGGGACUUUGCUGGGCAGCAGGCUUCCAACAGCAAGCUUCUGGAUUCUGAAGCUCCGGAGAUCUAACCACAUGACAGAGAGAAGCCCAGAGGAAGUCCAGGAGUCAUCCAGACAGCCAGUAGAAGUACACUAUGCAGGGUGUGGUGGGGGUGAGGCAGGGAGUGUCGUGGAGCCUGUGUGCCCUGCUCUGCCUCUCUUUCUUGGAGGAGAGCCAGUGCAGGGGCUCCAGACAGGCUAGAGAAACCAAGGAAUAUCCCCUGCUCAGGGCCAAACGAACUCCCACAGAAGACAUCAAGAAGUGCUCCUACACCUUUCUGAUUCCCCAGCAGAAGAUCACAGGCCCCAUCUGUGCCAGUGCAACUGGCCCCGAGCCGGACAAGGAGCGUGUGACACGGAUGGACAUAGCUGACGUAAGAGAGGUGCUGUUCAAGCAGAGACGGGAGAUUGAGACCCUGCAGCUGGUGGUGGACGUGGACGGCAACAUGGUGAACGAGAUGAAGCUGCUCAGGAAGGAGAGCAGGAACAUGAACUCCAGGGUGACCCAGCUCUACAUGCAGCUGCUUCACGAGAUCAUCAGGAAGAGAGACAACUCUCUGGAGCUGGCCCAGCUGGAGAACCGGGUUCUCAACGUCACCUCAGAGAUGCUGAGGCUAGCCUCGCGCUACAAGGAGCUGGAAGGGCGUUUUGCAGCGAUGGCGGGGGUGGUGAACAACCAAUCUGUGCUGAUUGCUGCGUUGGAGGAGCAGUGUCUGCGGACCCUGGGGCGCAGUGAGAUGCAGGUGGUCCCCCCGCUGGUCCAGGUGGUCCCAGAGAACAUCCCCGUCAACAGCCGCUUCACCAACGAGAUACAGAGGGAUCACAACAACCGGGCAUUCCCACGGGGGUCACGCAUGGACUCCCCCACCGCCUCUCCAUUUGGACUCAACCCACCGCCACCGCAGGGCACGCUCACCUCAGACGGUCCGUUUAAGGACUGCUACCAGGUGCGCCAGGCGGGCCACAGCACCAGUGGGAUGUACCUGCUGAAGGCAGAGAGUAAUGAACAGCUGAUCCAGGCCUGGUGUGAACACAGCUUAGACAACGGAGGCUGGACCGUGUUACAGAGAAGGAAGGAUGGAUCGGUCAACUUCUUCAGGAACUGGGAGAACUACAAGAAAGGCUUUGGGAACAUAGACGGUGAAUACUGGCUGGGUCUGGAGAACAUCUUUAACCUGGCAAAGCAGGGAGACUACAGGCUGCUGGUAGAGCUGGAGGACUGGGUGGGGAAGAAGGUGUAUGCUGAGUACAGCAGCUUCCGCCUGGAGCCUGAGAGUGAGGGCUUCCGCCUGAGACUGGGCACCUACCAGGGAAACGCUGGAGACUCCCUCAGCAGCCACAAUGGGAAAAUGUUCACCACGCUGGACAGGGACAAGGAUGCUUUCUCAGGUAACUGUGCCCACUUCCAUAAGGGAGGUUGGUGGUACAACGCCUGUGGUCAGACCAACCUGAAUGGAGUGUGGUACAGCGGAGGGGUUUACCGCAGUAAGUUCCAGGAUGGAAUCUUCUGGGCUGAGUACGGAGGCGGAUCGUACUCCCUCAAGUCUGUCCGUAUAAUGAUACGACCUAUCGACUGAGCCUGGAACAGUCUCCACCCCACUAUCUAUGCCAUGACCUUUGACCCAUCCUAAUCCCAACCCUCCCACCCCGUGACGUCUCAACUUCUCCACCAAGCUACCCAUCAUCUUCACAUUCUUUUCCUUUCUUACAUUUUUAAGCGGAGCAGAGAAGCUGUUUAACUGUCGAAACCCAAAUCCCAAAUCAAACUGCUUCAUGGAAACCCUGGUUCUUCUUCAGCCUCUCUGAAGGGAAGAUGACACAGCGUUCUGCUAUUGUUUCAGCUGUGCUUCUAUGAGUCCUCUAGCAUGGUCAGACAGCCAUAUGAUAGGGCUGUGAAAGACAGCAGUGGACAGACAAAGUAUGAACUCUAACACAGAGCUAGCUGCCACAGCCUUCUACAACAGUCACUAUGUUAUACUCUGUAUGGUCGCUAUGAAGGUGGUUACAUUCGCAAUUUCAGAUGCUUAUUUCACACGUUGACUGGAAAAUAAAUGGUUCAUUUUGCAGUUUUAUUUUGCUCGUCUCUAGCUGGGUCUGUUGCUAGUGAAUGCCUUUCUUCACAGCGUACUCAAAGGGUUGAGAGGCAUGCCCCCCCCCCCAGGCUGACAAGACUUGGUACAGUCUUCAUGUACAUUUAACUCACCCCCCCUCUCUCUUGCUUUGUUUUGGCUUGUUGUUUCGGGGUUCCCACAGAGAGGAAACAGAUUGUAACAAUGUGCUUUGUGAUGUGAGAACAGCCCAGCUCGCUUUGGUAUGUAAAUAUAUUUGGUUUUAUUUGCGAGAGUUAAUUUAAGACUUAUGAUUCUGCUGAAGCCAAAUGUUUCCUCCAUGGUCUCCCCCUUCUGUUAUUUAUCAACACAUUUAUAAUGAGUAUAGUCAGUCACGCCCUGCUCAAGUUAACCCUGGUAUGGCCUUUCUGUUUAUUCCAGUAAAAAAUACAAAAAUUGAAAACACCCAUCAGUACAGACAAACGUCAAGUUGACGGAGGUAAAUACCUGCCACGCUCUGCCAUCACUUUCCAUGUAGUUAAAUACUAAAUAAAACGGUUUCUAAAUACCC
This is a messenger RNA of Oncorhynchus kisutch (coho salmon), 2885 nucleotides long. RefSeq names its product angiopoietin-like 1a (gene angptl1a). Lineage: Eukaryota; Metazoa; Chordata; Actinopteri; Salmoniformes; Salmonidae. The transcript is spliced from 7 exons. Gene Ontology annotation, biological process: blood coagulation. The record is from RefSeq and is a predicted model, not a curated record. The coding region runs from base 362 to 1843 and encodes 493 amino acids.